AUGUGCCGAAGAGUGGAGGAUCUGUUGGAAGCGUGUGAUAAGUGGAAUUUGUCGAUCAGUGUAGCCAAGAGCUUCUGGGGCAUCGAUAAGGUAGGGUAUCUGGGACAUCGAGUGUCGAUCGGAGGUUUGGAGGCAAGCCCGAAAGACCUGAAAUCGCUGACCGAUCUGCCGCUCCCUGGAUCUCUGCGAUAUAUGCAGUCGUUCCUGGGCAGUCUAAAUUACUACAGCCGAUUCAUCGAAGACUAUGCAAUCUAUGCCUCGAAUGUGACUGAGGAGGAGGUGUUGGCGUUGAUGAGGAUCUUGGAUCUCUAUUACAAUUUACUAGCAGACCGCGAGAUCCGGGUCCUGACAAGGCAUUCUACGCUGGCCUGGCUGUUCAAGUCGACGGGGUUGCAAGGUCGCCUGGGACAAUGGUCUGCCCUCCUGGCCCCAUGGAUACUCGAGAUCACGAAGUGCACGAAGGGUGAAGAUGAGAUACUGGGGGCGAUCGCUGCUAGCAUCACGCCGAGGGCGGAGAUCGACGAUGCUCUGAACGAGAUCGCCCCCGGAAAGAACCUAAACGCCGGAUCCAAGAGCCAAUACCCACCUGCGAUCGGAUGGAGUCUUCCCGGAUGGGAGGUGGUCAAGGCCAGAUCAGGCUAUCUCGAGAGCCUCACCGUGAACGAAGCCGAGUAUAACGGCUUGAUUCUGGGACUCGACAUGCUAGAAGACUUAGAUCGCAGACGCCUGGUGAUCUGCGGGGAUUCUAACCUGGUGAUCCGACAAGUGCGGGGUGAGAUCGACUGCAAAGCAGCCGGACUGACGCUAUUGAAGCGGAAAGCCCUCGAUCGCUUGAGGAAA
Messenger RNA from Phytophthora megakarya, 840 nucleotides. Lineage: Eukaryota; Oomycota; Peronosporomycetes; Peronosporales; Peronosporaceae. The record is from the annotation of a GenBank genome assembly.